This is a messenger RNA of Columba livia (rock pigeon), 2030 nucleotides long. RefSeq names its product mucin 1, cell surface associated (gene MUC1). Bases 281 to 1660 code for a protein of 459 amino acids. The record is from RefSeq and is a predicted model, not a curated record. Lineage: Eukaryota; Metazoa; Chordata; Aves; Columbiformes; Columbidae. The transcript has 8 exons.
UCCGGAGCGACCCCUUCCCGGGGAUCCUCCCGGUCCUGCUCAACCCCGCGGACACGUGUGGGUGCCGGGUACGCUUCCCCAGCCCGGUGCCGGUGGCCCGGGGGUGUUGCCGCGGGAGGGCGGGUGCUGGGGUGUCCUCGGGGGACGCUGUUCUGCGUGUCCAGCCCCUUCCUGUCCCUCAGCUCCCCCACGCAGCGUGUCUUUUCGAUCACAGCGUGUGCCGCCGGUAACGGGAGAGCAGCCACCGCAGAGCCCCGACUGGCACCGGGACCCCCCCGGGAUGACCCCCAUGGCGUUCACCACCCUCCUGCUGGUGCUGGCGCUGGGUGCAGGCACGCGUGCCAUAAACAUCACCGAGAUCACCACCACCACCAACACCACCACCACCACCACCACCACCACCGACACCACCACCACCACCACGGACACCACCACCACCGAUACCACCACCACUGACACCACCACCACUGAUACCACCACUACUGACACCACCACCACCGACACCACCACUACGGAAACAACCACCACGCUCGCGACCACUGCUCCCAACGUCACCAUCUCCAAAAACACGAUCGGCAACGGGACCCAAACCCCCAUCUCCUCCCGCGCCACGGUCGUCCCCACCAUAGGCAACAGCACCAGCUUCCAGUCCGGCAGCAGCUCCACAGACAAGGUCACGGCCAAGAGUACUGCGCUGCCCACCUCUGCCAACAUCACCGACAACGGCAAUGGCUGGAUCCCCGUUUCUAACACCAGCACACCCCGGAGCAGCCCCGUGGUCCCCACCUUCCCCACUGGUGCUAGCACGGGGAUCCCCAUCACCAGUGCCCGAGGCAACGGGAGCAGCAGCGCCCAGGUUGUCCCCACCCAGCAAACCGCUGUCACCGCUCAGGGCAGCACGGCUGCCGGGCAAACCCCCCCGGCUGUGCCGGGCAGCAGCAGCGGCCCUGACCCCAGCAAAACUGCAGCUCUGCUUCCCACCACCGUCCAGCUGCUCGUCCCCAUCCCCCUGUCCUUCCGCAUCCUCAACAGAAGCUUCAACGAGAGCCUGCGGGACCCCACGUCCAGGGAUUACCGGAGCCUGAGCUACAGCGUCCUGACCAUGUUUGAAUCUGUGUUUGGCUGCACCAGCUGCGCGCUCCGGCAGAGCUACAAGGGCUGCAGCGAGCUCCGUUUCAGCCCAGGCUCGGUGCGGGCACAGUCCACCCUCGUGUUCGGGCACGGCGAGGGCACCGUCACCAGCGACACCGCGGAGCAGCAGCUGAGGAAUAGUCUGAACCAGGACGGCUUCAUCAGGGACCUGCAGCUCGUCGACAUCCAGAGCACUGUGGUGGUGACGUCCCCAGCACCGGUGUCUGCGGUCCCAGACUGGGCCAUUGCUCUGCUGGUCCUGGUCUCCAUCCUGCUGCUGCUGAGCAUCCUCACCUGCUUCCUCAUGACCACCUGCACCUGCCGCCGGAAAAGCCGUGGGAAGCUGGACCUGCUCAGCACCAAGGAUUCCUACAACCCCAUGGCCGAAUACCCGCCGUACCAGAGCCACGGCCGCUACGCGCCGCCCACCGGCAAACCCAACCCCUACAGCCAGGUAGCCGGUAGCAAUGGCGGGGGGACCGGUACCUUCACCUACACCAACCCUUCCACCGGCUCCGACAACCUCUGAGGAUGCGCCGGGACGGAGGGGAAGGGGCAGCCACAGCCCCUGGUUCUUUUUUGGGGGGGGACACACAGCACCAGCCCCCAGCACGUCCCCCCCGGCGCCGCUCAGCCCCUCGCCGCGGGCAGCGGGAGCUGGACGGUUCUGGAGCAGCCGGAUUCGUGCGCAUGACAGAACUGGAUGAACAAAGAUUUGGGGGGGACAAGGGCUUGUGCCCCCUGCGCUCGCCCCGGGGAUUCCCAUUCAACCGCUCUUUUCUUCGUUGUGAUGUUAUUUUACAGCAGUAUCUUUUUGGGGGGGCGGCACCGGGCUCGGCGGGUGCCAGGUCUGCGCCCGGGCUGUAUUUAUCGCAUUGCACAAUAAACGGGUGAGCGCA